AAACUCAGACACAGGCAUGUUUUUGAUGAGUACAAAUGAGCUGAAGGAGUUGAUUACAGAAUCCAGGUGAGAAGGGGCGGAGCUACAAUCAGGAAUCAGCAGUGACACCUGUAAAGUCACAUGGUAAUAGGCGGAAGUGUGGAGCUAAACACGCCGUAGCCAAGGUCCAUUAAGGUCCGAUUCUGUCCGGACUCACAGACGUCUCUAAAGACUUGUGAAGUCAUGUCUCUGACGCAGGUGGUGACCGGACAGUUUGAUGACGCUGAAGAAGUGGAAGUGAUUGACAGAAGCCAAUCAGAGGAGGUGGCACUGAUGAGUCAGAUCAGUGAUGUCACUCUGAAACAGGAUGUGGAAAGUGAGGAAGAGGAAGAAGAAGAAGAACAGGAAGAUGAUGAUGAUGAUGAUGAUGAUGAUGAUGAGUGGGCAUGGUCUUCACCAAGAGGAAAUCUAACAAAAAUACAUAACACAGCCAACUGUCAGUCAAACAGACAGAACUCCACCAAAAAGAUCUCAGGUAUGAUGUCAUCCACGCCCUCAGACAAAGUUCUCAGAAAGUAUGAAAACAAGAUCAACCUGGAGAAACUGGACUUUGCUCACGUGGUCAUCAAUAAAGUCACAAACAUGGAGAAACAGAAGGACGCAGACACGUACAGAGUGAAGGACAAAUCAGAUCGAGCCACAGUGGAGCAGGUCCUUGAUCCUCGCACUCGGAUGAUCCUGUUCAAGUUGCUGAGUCGAGGCGUCAUCAGUGAGAUCAACGGCUGCAUCAGUACUGGGAAAGAGGCCAAUGUUUACCAUGCUAGCUCCCAGGCAGGAGAUAGCAAAGCCAUCAAGAUCUACAAGACCUCCAUCCUGCACUUCAGAGACCGGGACAAGUAUGUCAGUGGAGAGUUCAGAUUCCGUCAUGGUUACUGCAGAGGGAACCCCAGGAAGAUGGUCAGAACCUGGGCUGAGAAGGAGAUGAGGAACCUCAUCAGGUUAGAAAUGGUCUGCCUGCCCAGAAGAACCAUUUAGUAAAUGUCACAUGUGGAUCCGAUGUGUGUAUGUGUCCACGUUCUCCUGAUGAGCUUCAUAGGAACUGACAACGUACCGGCCCCCCUGUUAAAGAAUGCAGCACUGUCCGAGUCAAAGGCCCGUGAACUUUACCUUCAGGUUCUUCAGAACAUGAGAAGAAUGUUCCAGGAGGCUCGUUUAGUCCACGCUGACCUUAGCGAGUUCAAUAUGCUGUAUCACAACGGAGAUGCUUACAUCAUCGACGUGUCCCAAUCUGUGGAGCACGACCAUCCCUGCGCUCUGGAGUUCCUCAGGAAAGACUGCAGCAACGUCAAUGAGUUCUUUGUGAGGAGGGGAGUGGCUGUGAUGACAGUGAGAGAGCUGUUUGACUUCAUCACUGACGUGUCCAUCACUCAGCAGAACCUGGACCAGUAUCUGGACAAGGCCAUGAGCAUUGCAGUCCAACGCACAGAGCAACAGAGGACGGCUCAGGACCAGGUGGACGAGGAGGUCUUCAAGAAGUCCUUCAUCCCCCGAACCCUGACAGAUGUCAGUCACUACGAGAGGGACGUGGAGGUGAUGAAGGCGUCUGACCAAACAGGAAGUGAUGUUAAUAUCCUGUAUCAGACUCUGACUGGACUGAAGAAGAACCUGUCUGGAGUUCAGAUGGUUCCUGCUCUUCUGGAAGCUGAAGGUUCCUGUUCUUCUCCAUCUCCAUCAUCAUCAUCAUCAUCAUCAUCAUCAGAUGAAGAGGAGGCCUGCACUCACCAGCAGCAGAUCCUGGAGACACCCUUGGACAAGAAGGAGAAGAAGAAACAGAUCAAAGAAGCUCAAAGAGAAAGAAGGAAGAACAAGGUUCCAAAACACGUGAAGAAGAGGAAAGAGAAGGUGGCAAAGAUGAAGAAGGGCCGAUGAAUGAUGUCAUUGAUACUUCAUCCAACCACAACUGAGAAAAGGGCUGAACUGUCCCUUUAGAUUGUUUUUAACAAAUUAAAAAAGUCUUUUUCAGACAUCA
Messenger RNA from Cynoglossus semilaevis (tongue sole), 2008 nucleotides. RefSeq names its product RIO kinase 1 (yeast) (gene riok1). Gene Ontology annotation, molecular function: ATP binding; protein serine/threonine kinase activity. NCBI's taxonomy places the organism in Eukaryota, Metazoa, Chordata, Actinopteri, Pleuronectiformes, Cynoglossidae. The record is from RefSeq and is a predicted model, not a curated record. The transcript has 18 exons.